AACUGGAAAUACUUUCAUCAGUAGGCGUUAACUCUUUGAAAAAUUCGAUUAUAUACCUAAAAAUAAUUAUAAAAUUCAUCAUUUAUAGAAACUUGACAAAUUCUUAAAUUUCAAAAUGGCAUUAAGCGAUGCAGAUGUACAAAAACAGAUUAAUCAUAUGAUGGCAUUCAUCGAACAAGAAGCCAAUGAAAAAGCAGAAGAAAUUGAUGCUAAAGCAGAAGAAGAAUUUAAUAUUGAAAAAGGACGUUUAGUUCAACAACAAAGACUUAAAAUUAUGGAAUAUUAUGAGAAGAAAGAAAAACAAGUAGAACUUCAAAAAAAAAUUCAAUCAUCCAAUAUGUUGAAUCAAGCUCGUCUAAAAGUUCUAAAAGUUAGAGAAGACCAUGUACGCAAUGUAUUAGAUGAAGCUAGGAAAAGAUUAGGAGAAGUAACAAGAGAUAUUUCACGAUAUAGAGAAAUUUUAAAAUUAUUGAUUGUACAAGGAUUAUGCCAGUUAACAGAAAAUCAUGUUACUAUUCGUGUACGUCAAGUAGAUCUUCCUUUAGUAGAAUCACUUCUUGAUUCUGUUCAAAGUGCUUAUAAACAAAUAAUAAAAAAAGAUGUCAUGAUUAAAGUUGAUCAAGAUAAUUUUCUUUCUUCUGAUAGUUGUGGUGGUGUUGAUUUAUUUGCAGCUAAAGGACGUAUAAAAGUUAGCAACACCUUGGAAACACGAUUAGAAUUAAUAGCACAACAACUAAUACCGGAUAUACGUUCUGCUCUAUUUGGAUGCAAUCCUAAUCGCAAAUUCAUUGAUUAAAAAAUUCCUUUCAUAUUUUCUUUUUCUCUUCUUUUCAUUCUAUUUUCCUUUCUAACAAAACAUUCCCUUAUUUAGAACGCUAAAAUCACUAAAAAUUUGUUGUGUAGAAUGUAGAAUUUGUUGUUGAUAUUGUGAAAAGAGAGAGAAAGUGAAAUUGUAAAUUAUAAAUAUAUAUAUAAUAUAUAUAUAUAUAUAUAUACAUACAUACACCACAUAUAUGUGUGUGUAAAAACGCGUACGACACACACGUUCAAUAUACAUAUAUCUAUAAAAUAUUUUAUGUGAAAA
Apis laboriosa (Himalayan honeybee) is the source of this 1084-nucleotide messenger RNA. It is a transcript of the gene Vha26, whose product is annotated as V-type proton ATPase subunit E. The coding region runs from base 116 to 796 and encodes 226 amino acids. Gene Ontology annotation, molecular function: proton-transporting ATPase activity, rotational mechanism. The transcript has 5 exons. The record is from RefSeq and is a predicted model, not a curated record. Gene Ontology annotation, biological process: proton transmembrane transport. Gene Ontology annotation, cellular component: proton-transporting two-sector ATPase complex, catalytic domain. Lineage: Eukaryota; Metazoa; Arthropoda; Insecta; Hymenoptera; Apidae.